AAGAAAAAGAAAAAAAGCAAAAAUAAACUGGUUGAUGUUCAAGAGAAUCAAAAGCAGCGGACUUUCCAAAAUUCAAAUGUGAAAUCUUAAUUUCAUUUCCCGCCCAAAAACACUUCUCCUUAGUCCUUAACCUUAAACAACCUUUCAUACGCAUACCUCAAAACCACCACAACUACACUGUCUGUAUUCAGAUUCAUUCAUCAAAUCCUUCGUAAAAAAAACCACAGGCUUAUAUAAAAAUAUAAUUUAUAUAUAUAUAUGUCGACUUCAUCAGUUCGCCGGCUAAAAGAACGAGGCGGCGGUGGAGGGAAGGUGGCGGCUGCGGUGGCGAAACCCUCCAGAACCCCAAACCCAGUCUCCGACAAACUCGCCGGAGGCGAGACCCUCAAGAGAUCCACCGGAAAAGAAAAUCCCAGACCCACUUCUAGGAUUCGGGCAGCAGCAGUAGCGGCGGCGGCGAUGUCGCAGAAGCCUGUGAUGCGGGCGAUGCCGCGAAUCGAGAAGCCCCCGGGUGACGAUGUGGAGACUCGUGUUCGGUGGUCAACUUCGUCGGUGCAGAGAGGUAGGAGCUCUAGUCCUUCUGAUUUCAAUCGUGUUUUAUCUGAUUCGCGCAGGAGUAGGGUUUCUGGGGUUUCAGCGGAUCGGUGCGAAAAGGGUUCGGGAGGUGAAAUUGAGCGAUCCGUGUCUGGUGGGGGGAAGUUUGUGGGCGGGAUUAGGGUUUCUGAGAAAAUUCAGCGAAAGAAAGGUACUUUUAGGGAUUCAAAUGUGAAAGCAAAUGAAGGAAGUGAGAAUGGUAUUAGGGUUUUGAAGGAUUGUAAAGAUCCAGCGCGUGUCAUGCUGAGCACAGAAAAAAGUAGUGAAAUUCGUAAGGAGGUAUUGAAACCCGAAGGAAGUGAAAACUUUAGAGUUAGGGUUUUAGAUGACUAUAAUGGAGAUGUUAAUUUAAGCUUAAUUUCAACAAAACUAGAGAGUUGUAAUCAUGUUUCUGAUUCAGAUCCCUAUGUGAAGGUUUCGGAUCAUCUUGGAGUUAUUGAGGAAUCAAAGAGGAGAUCUUGUGUUGUUUUGAGGUCAGAUGAUGUAACUGAGAAGAAACAGAAUGGUACUGAUUUGGGUUCGAAAGAAUUGGGCAGAAAAUAUUCAAAUAAUUUGAAUGUGAAGGCUGUGAGUUUAAAAGAGAAGGGUGUGAUUGAAGAGGGUGCUGGUGCUCAGUGUGUGAACAAAUAUCCAAGCAAGCUCCAUGAGAAGCUUGCUUUUUUGGAAGGGAAGGUUAAGAGGAUUGCAUCUGACAUUAAGAGGACCAAGGAGAUGUUGGAUAUGAAUAAUCCAGAUGCUUCAAAGGUGAUAAUUUCGGAUAUUCAUGAAAAAAUUUCAGGGAUUGAAAAAGCGAUGGGUCAUGCUGUGAAUUGUUCUGAUGGUAAUGGUGGUGGUUUGAGAACUACAAAAAAUGAUGAUAGUCGGAUCAAAAUAUCAGAGGGCGGACAAAGUUCAGUUAAAGGUUUGAACAGUGAGGAACUUGAAGCAAGACUCUUCCCUCAUCAUAAAUUAAUUAGAGAUAGGACAUCGUUGAAGACAUUGUCGGGAAGCUCUCAAAGAUGUCAACCCAAUAUUGUGGAAGUUGCUAGUGAAGUAAAGCCUGAAGAGAAGUUGUUGAGUUCCAUCGAUGAGAACCCUAUUGCUUUGGAGUUCUUGGCUUCACUUAAUAAGGAGCAGUCUAAGGACACCAUGAAGGAUGCACAUGUUGGUAUGGAAGCCUGUGAAAUCCAAGAAAUGGAUGAUGCUGCAACUUCAGAAGUAGAAAAUUCUUCAAGCUUGUUCAACGGAAAAGGUGAUAUUGAGCUCAUCCUCACAACAAAUGAAACACUCGAUGAGUUUGAUGAUCAGGAGAAUAAACCGACAAUGAUGAUCGAAGAGGAGACAGAAGAUAGUUCCAUUUACCAGUUAAAUGAAAUUGGCCUUAAGACCUCGACUGGGGGAUGGUUUGUGUCAGAGGGAGAGUCGGUUCUUCUUACUCAUAAUGACGGUUCAUGUUCCUUCUAUGAUGUUGCCAAUUGUGAGGAGAAGUCUGAGUACAGGCCCCCAAUCGGAGUCUCACCCAAUGUAUGGAGGGAUUGUUGGAUCAUUCGUGCCCCUGGUGCAGAUGGUUGCUCUGGAAGAUAUGUUGUCGCGGCAUCUGCCGGUAAUACAAUGGAUUCAGGUUUUUGCUCGUGGGAUUUCUACACAAAAGAUGUGCGAGCUUUCCACAUCGAGGAUGGAAAUACUAGUUCAAGACCAGCACUUGCACCCCUACCCAAUAACACUUUAUACAACAGAAAUGCUUCAUCUACCAUUGUGGCCCCAGAAAACCAGCAAUGGUGGUAUAAACCCUGUGGACCACUUAUUGUUUCUACAGCCAGUUGUCAGAGGGUUGUCAGAAUCUAUGAUAUCCGGGAUGGAGAAUAUGUUAUGAAAUGGGAGGUGCAGAAGCCUGUGUUAGCAAUGGAUUACUCAAGUCCUUUGCAAUGGAGAAACAGAGGAAAAGUGGUUUUAGCAGAGGCAGAAACUUUGUCUCUCUGGGAUGUGAGCUCUCAGAAUCCUCAAGCAUUACUUUCUGUUUCUUCAUGUGGUCGAAAGAUCUCUGCACUUCAUGUGAAUAACACCGAUGCUGAAAUAGGUGGAGGAGUUCGGCAAAGAGUAAGUUCAUCUGAAGCAGAAGGAAAUGACGGUGUAUUCUGCACCCCUGAUGCUAUUAAUGUUUUAGAUUUCCGGCACCCAUCUGGUAUAGGUCUUAAGAUUCCCAAACUUGGAGUCAAUGUGCAGUCAGUUUUCUCUCGCGGAGAUUCCAUCUUACUUGGCUGCACUAACUCACGGUCAGCAGUGAAAAAGCAACAAUGCCCCCAGGUGCAACAUUUCUCAUUACGCAAACAGAGGCUUGUCAGCACUUACGCUUUGCCAGAAUCAAAUGCUCAUUUCCAUUACUCAGCCAUAACACAGGUUUGGGGAAAUUCAAACCUUAUCAUGGGUGUGUGUGGACUGGGGCUGUUUGUUUUUGAUGCCUUGAAGGAUGAUGGGUUGCAGUCUUUCACCAUGAACUAUGGUAACGUGCAAAAUGUUAGAGAAAUUAUCGGACCUGAUGACAUGUAUUCUCCUUCUUUUGAUUAUUUGGCAUCUCGAGUUCUCCUUAUAUCGAGGGAUCGUCCAGCACAAUGGAGGUACUUAUCAUAGGCGUCAUUUAUGAUUUGAGACAUAUUUUGUCAAACAGUGGACCAUUAGCAUGAAAAUUGCUGCUGCUUGUGUUCUGUUUUGUAUUGCAUAAUGCAUGCUGUGUGAAAAAUUGAAGUAAUAUUGCUAUUUAUUGUAAUAGAGCUGCUGUUUAAUAUAGAAAAAAAGUGAUGUGCAUUGUUAGCU
Cornus florida is the source of this 3384-nucleotide messenger RNA. Its product is annotated as KIN14B-interacting protein At4g14310. Gene Ontology annotation, molecular function: protein binding. The transcript has 3 exons. The coding region runs from base 259 to 3201 and encodes 980 amino acids. NCBI's taxonomy places the organism in Eukaryota, Viridiplantae, Streptophyta, Magnoliopsida, Cornales, Cornaceae. The record is from RefSeq and is a predicted model, not a curated record.